AUGACCGCUGGGCUUCUGUCGUUUCUGGCCCCGCGCCAACACCUGCAGCCGCUGGACCUGAGUGCGCCAGAGCAGCAGGCCCUUAAAACACACGCAGCUCUGGUGGAGCGCUGGGGCUGGCGCGUGACCUCUGCUGGCCCAGCCCUCGGGGAGACGGCGGACGCGCCCGUCAGCACCAGGGCGUCGCCGGCGGCGGUGCUGUCAUGCGUGCCGCUGCUGGCCGGCGUGGCUCUGGGGGGCCUUGACCUGAAGCUGUACCUCCACCAGCUGGCAGAGUGCGGCGGCGACGCUGGCGGCGCGGGCCCGCCCGGUGUGCUCCGCGUGCUGCGCAGCAAGGCCUGCCGCGGAGCGGUGAUGUUCAAUGACGCACUCAGCCCGCAGCGGUGCGCUGAGCUGGUGGACCGCCUCAGCACCACACAGCUACCCUUCUGCUGCGCGGUGAGGCUUGCUGGAGGUUAA
This is a messenger RNA of Monoraphidium neglectum, 459 nucleotides long. RefSeq lists its product as hypothetical. The coding region runs from base 1 to 459 and encodes 152 amino acids. Gene Ontology annotation, biological process: mismatch repair. Gene Ontology annotation, cellular component: mismatch repair complex. The transcript has a single exon. Gene Ontology annotation, molecular function: ATP-dependent DNA damage sensor activity; ATP hydrolysis activity. The record is from RefSeq and is a predicted model, not a curated record. Lineage: Eukaryota; Viridiplantae; Chlorophyta; Chlorophyceae; Sphaeropleales; Selenastraceae.